AUGGUGGAGAGAAAGAAGACGACCGGCUGCAUGGACCCUCACUUUUUGCUGGAUUCCGCUGUUAAAACCGGGAAGGCAUCAAGGAGGCAGGAAAUGAGGGCAGCGAGGUCCGAGGCGUUGCACAAGAGGUUGGCCUGUGCACGUUCACCAGGCCUUAGAAGCGCAGGAAGAGGUGAGCUGGGUACGCUGGCAGGCCCAGUUGUGGGCGCAUGGCCAUGGGGGGGCCGCAUCCCUUCCUCCACCCUGCAACGGGACAGACGCUGGGGGUUUUGGGGCGGUGGCCCCUUCAGAGGUGCAUCCAGACUCUCAGAGCUAAGGCCUUGGCUAAGCCGAGCCCCCCAAGGGUCGGGGGCCGCAGGUCCUAACGUGGAAGGGAGCGGACGGAUCAGAUGUUCCCGCAGAGUCCUGGUCGUCCUCGGCUCUCUGGUUCUCAUCUUUUUCACCUCGCUCUUCUUCUCCGUCUCGCUCCGGGGGAGCGUCGGAUUCAACUACUUGGAGCCGCCCGGAUGGGAGGAGUCUCGGCGGGUGAAGCUGGUGCCCAGCUACGUGGGCGCCCACAGACUGUCCCCCCCUGAUCCCCAGCAACAGAAAACAUGUGCCUGUCCUCGUUGUGUUGGAGACCCCGGGGUAUCGGACUGGUUUGAUGAAAACUAUGACCCAGAUGUCUCACCUGUGUGGACCAGAGACAACAUCCAGCUGCCCUCUGAUGUCUACUACUGGUGGGUGAUGUUGCAGCCCCAGUUUAAAUCUCACAGCAUCCAGCAGGUGCUGCUCAGGUUGUUCCAGGUGAUACCCGGAAGAUCUCCGUACGGCUCUUGGGAUCCGGGACGAUGCCUGCGGUGCGCCGUGGUGGGGAACUCUGGAAACCUACGUGGGGCUGCAUAUGGGGCCACCAUCGACGAACACAACUAUGUCAUGAGAAUAAACUUAGCCCCGACGGUGGGUUACGAGGAAGACGCCGGCAGCCACACCACUCACCACUUCAUGUACCCGGAGAGCGCCAAGAACCUGGCGGCCAACGUCAGCUUUGUCCUGGUUCCUUUUAAAACUCUGGAUCUGGUUUGGAUCACCAGCGCACUGUCCAGUGGCCAGAUCCGAUUUACCUACGCUCCAGUGAAGCAGUUCCUCCGUGUGGAUAAAGACAAGGUCCAAAUUUUUAACCCAGCAUUCUUUAAAUACAUCCACGAUCACUGGACCAGGCAUCACGGUCGCUACCCGUCCACAGGCAUGCUGGUGCUCUUCUUCGCACUGCACGUCUGCGAUGAGGUGAACGUGUUUGGAUUCGGGGCGGACGGUCGUGGAAACUGGCACCACUACUGGGAGCAGAACCGUUAUGCUGGAGAAUUCCGAAAAACGGGGGUCCACGAUGCAGACUUCGAAGCCCAGAUCAUUGAAAGACUGGCUCAAGCUGGAAAAAUCACUGUGUUCCCGGGAAAAUAGCGCAAGAACAUGCCAACUUAUUCAAGGACAUCGGAUGGAAAUCUGGUUAAGUCGUAAACACUGUGGUGUGUUGAACAGUUACAAGUUGGGGGUUUUCCACAGAGGCUAAAAAGGUAAUUUUUGAGAUGCAGCAUAACAGAUUCAAUUAAAUCACUCCCUCGUGUUAGGAUGUGGACCAUGGCUUAAGACGUGACAGUAUAUUGAUGCAACCUAUCUGCUGCCAAAAUCAUGGGGUGUACACCUCUCAUGGCUCAAACUAAAAGACCAGCACUCAGCUUCAACUCAGGAGUGAAAAAUAGUGACGUAUAGUAAGUCAAUCAAACCACGACUAUGAUCGGCACUAGACUCAGCACCGAGCGCCUGAGAGACAACCAUCCCUUUCUGUCAUAUUCUCUAUGGAUUGAUGGAUCUAAUCCCCCACCAUUUAUAUAAAUACAGUUUGCCUCAAGCAGGAAAAAGCCGCAUCAGCAGUCUAAAGGACUAUUGUUCUGCAGCUUUUUUGUUUCCAAUGGCAACAAACUGAGCUGUGGAUGUUGACCACCACAAAGUGCUGCACCGUAGGCGUGCAGACAGACAGUGAUGAAUCAUCGGAUACAAAAAGCGAGAUUUUUCAUUUCUCACAGAACCAUAAGCUUUUUGGUAGGAAAUAAUUCCUCUAAAAGACUUUACAGAGGUGAAUACUCUGUAAUCGUGACCAGUGCCGUUGUAUAAGGGGGAAAGGUGGUGGCAAUUCUAAGGGCCCACACCGCCACACACACACAGGCAAUGAAUGGGGUGGAAGAAGCCACACCGAUAUUCUUUCAGGCGGCCCAGAAUUCUUAUAACAACUGCCCUGCGUGUGAUUGUGAUGGGUUUUAAAGUCAGCAGGUGACUGCUGGAAGUUUCUAUCAAACAUUCCAACACCUUGCAAAGCCUCGCAGAGUAUUUAAACAUCUGACUAACCUUCUGGGAGGACGUUGAUUUGACUGCGUGAGUAUUUCAUGUUUGGAUGAAUGCAGGCUGGUUUCUGGAUCAGACUUUUAGUAAUCCCCAUGUGGUUUGUCACGGCCUAAUUUAAGAGUUGCAGCGCAGCAAGAACACAAUUUGGUUUGGGGUUGGUGUUGUUUUGUGAGUUAUGCUGUGACUUAAUGCUCCAAGACAACGUCACCACAUUUUAAAAGGACAACAACUUGACUUUUCUAUCCCGGAAAAUGUUGCUACUUCCAGAUUAGUGCCCAUUUGACAGCGUGGAAGAAGACUAAAAAAAACACGUGAAUUGACGUGAAUUCAUUGAACCUGACAGCCUCAUUGACUGCUAGCCCUGGUAUCUGCCAUUAAAACACUCUCUGGGGGCGGUAAGAGCCACCAGAUGCCUUAGAAAUUACCAUAUCACAUGCACUUCCUGUUCUGUUUUUCAGCAAGACGUGUCACCUUUGUUUUGAUUGUUUUACAUGGCUUGCUACUGUUGCCGCUCUCUCAAAUGUGUUCAAGUGUAUUUUAAGUGUAUUUUACAUUGAUGUUAAGAUAUUCAACAGUUGGAAAAUGUCUACAUUUUUGCUACAUGCAAAUUAUCUGUAGCACUAUUAACUGUCUGUUAAAUACAUUAGUCUUACCCACAGAAUAUUUCCCAGCAUAUUAAUUCCUUUGUUUCCUGCCUUUUUGUCUUUAGCUUUGUA
Molecule: messenger RNA, 3095 nt
Organism: Entelurus aequoreus (snake pipefish)
Lineage: Eukaryota; Metazoa; Chordata; Actinopteri; Syngnathiformes; Syngnathidae
Gene: st3gal2
Product: ST3 beta-galactoside alpha-2,3-sialyltransferase 2
Exons: 8
Coding region: 1-1440 (479 amino acids)
Molecular function (GO): beta-galactoside (CMP) alpha-2,3-sialyltransferase activity
Source: RefSeq, a predicted model, not a curated record